Messenger RNA from Nerophis lumbriciformis (worm pipefish), 2409 nucleotides. RefSeq names its product ras-related protein Rab-40C-like. The record is from RefSeq and is a predicted model, not a curated record. Lineage: Eukaryota; Metazoa; Chordata; Actinopteri; Syngnathiformes; Syngnathidae. Gene Ontology annotation, molecular function: GTPase activity; GTP binding. Gene Ontology annotation, biological process: intracellular signal transduction.
UUACGUAACCAUGACGUGAGCACACCCGGAAGUUCCAACGGCGUCAACCAACUGCUGGACUCCUUUAGCCGAGUGUUCCACAAUAUUAAUGAUUGUCAAAUGUACAGCUUCUUUUUCCUUCAUUGUAAUUCCUACAUAUACGAGUUAACUUUUGGAGUCUAUGCAUUAUAUAGCCUGAGCUUGUUAAAUGUUACACAAAGCGUAUCUUCCGGCUGUUGCUAGCACGGCAGCUAACGCGGCUAAAGCUAAUGUAGUGUUGACAUAACAGUACGUUGACGUCGAGCUUCUUGUCUUGUCGCCUGUUAAAUCAAUAAUAACAAUUACAUUACAUUUUACAGUAUAACCCGCGUGUAUAAUUACAAAUGGGGCAGCGUAUGACUUACAACAACAUAUAAAAUACAGUCAUUUAGUUGUCUGCCUGCCACGACUGGCAUAAGAGUGGCGAGCUUACCGGGCUCCAUUCCAAGCGGAGUCAAUGCGCGGGAUGAUGGGGAGCCAGAGCAGUCCUGUCAAGACUUACGACUAUCUUCUCAAGUUUCUUCUGGUGGGAGACAGCGAUGUUGGUAAGGGAGAGAUCUUGGACAGUUUGCAGGACGGCUCUGUGGAGUCUCCCUAUGCCUACAGCAGUGGAAUCGAUUACAAGACAACAACAAUACUGCUGGAUGGAAAAAGAGUAAAACUGGAGUUAUGGGACACAUCUGGGCAGGGGAGAUUCUGCACCAUCUUCAGGUCUUACUCCCGAGGGGCACAAGUGAGGACGACAGAUCGUUUGGGGUGUUUUUCCGUCAAAGCUAUACUGUGUACUAAGACUUUCCUCCCACAGGGCAUUUUGCUAGUCUAUGACAUCACCAACGGUUGGUCAUUUGACGGCAUUGACCGCUGGAUCCGGGAAAUUGAUGAGCAUGCCCCAGGUGUGCCCCGGAUCUUGGUUGGCAACAGACUUCACCUGGCUUUCAAGCGGCAGGUUCCAACGGAGCAAGCGCGGGCUUAUGCGGAGAAAAACAGCAUGACGUUCUUUGAGGUCAGCCCCUUGUGCAACUUCAAUGUCAUCGAAUCGUUCACAGAACUCUCACGAAUUGUGCUCAUGAGGCACGGGAUGGAAAAAUUCUGGAGGCCCAACAAAGUUUUCAGCCUCCAAGAUCUGUGCUGCCGUUCAAUCGUCUCCUGCACGCCCGUGCACCUCAUCGACAAACUGCCUCUGCCCGUGUCCAUCAAAUCCCACCUCAAAUCUUUCUCCAUGGCCAACGGCAUGAACGCGGUCAUGAUGCACGGACGCUCCUACUCGGUGGCUCACAGCGCAGCGUCAUGCAGCAGUAACGGGGGAAGCAAGGUCAGCAGUAUCAAACGCUCAAAGUCCUUCAGGCCUCCACAGAGUCCGCCUAAAAACUCUUCCUCCCCCUCCUCCUCCUCCAAGGGGAACUGUAAAAUAGCGUAGUGAAAGUGCAGUUUCAGGCCAGUGUUUACGAUGGGAAACGAGCUACCUACAAUAUCAGAGAUUAACGCUACCAUUUGGUUUAGUUUCUGUUUUCUUUGCACUUCUUGCUGCUGCCAUCUGGUGGAGGGCGCUGUAAUAACACUUACUGAAGAGCCAAACAAUGGACACAGACGAGCAGCACAUUUUUACUCACACUACAAAUCAUGGGAGCCACUUUAACUCCUUUUUUGGAGAGAAAGUUGAUUCGUUUUUCUUAAUAUUUAAAAAUAUUGUCUCAACUAUUUUAGAUUGUUUCCUAGUGAUUGUUAUUAUAAGGAAGUCCUUAUGCUCGGUUAGUACUGACUAUGAUUUACAAAGUGUCUUAUGAAUCUCAUUAAAAGCCCAACCUCUGCAACUUUCACAUUGAAGUUGAACUCAAAUAGAAAUAUUCAUAUUGAUUGUCAGGAAUUGCACUGAUUUAAGCAAAAAUGUGCAUUAGUUUAUUUACCAUUAGCACUUUGGCUACCCCUGUGGUAAAUUUUAAAUGUGCUUUAUAAAUAAAGUUGAUUUGAUUUGAUUUGAUUGGACAUGUUUAGCCCAUCAAUCAAAAGGAUAUUGACCAUAAACAAUAUGUUUGCUUGGUGCUGAUGAGGAAACUAACAUGUUUUUUUCUAUCUUGGUGGUUUGAAUGAACACAUUUGUUUUAACAGGAAUGUUUGCAUUUUGAAUAUUUUAUAAAUGCUAUGUAUUUAUGAAUGUACAACUCUAAAGUCUUCUACUUUUCUGUGGCCAUAUAGCAAGCGGUGGAAUGUGUUGAAUAUUUGUGUUUUGCAACCUCCUCUGGACAGGGUUGGGUUCUGUUGACAUGUGGUCAAUGUUUUACGUCGCAAGACACGCACAAAUGAUUGACAAGACGUCAUAAAAAGAGCACAUUGCUGUUUUUUUUUGUUUAAAAUGGGAUCCGAAUGAUUAAAUAAACCACAACAAUAUUGGCA